AGGCGAAAACUUUGGCGGGGGAAACUGUGAAACUGUAUUUCACCAGGUUCCAUUAGUUAUCGGUUGCCUGUUUGACUCACUCCAAGGCACUUGGCCAUCCUCUUUAAACUCUCCUCUCGCCUCUUUUUCAUCCUUGUACACUACUUCCUCUCCUCUUCAUCUUCCCCGUCUUUCGGUCAAUUCCUCCCCUUACGACUUUCACAAUGGCCCAGAACGGUACCACCAGCAAUGACUUCACCGUCAAGGCUGGUCUCGCGCAGAUGCUGAAGGGUGGCGUGAUUAUGGACGUCGUCAAUGCCGAGCAGGCUCGCAUUGCUGAGGAGGCUGGUGCCGCCGCCGUCAUGGCCCUCGAGCGUGUCCCCGCCGAUAUCCGUGUCGAGGGUGGCGUCGCCCGCAUGUCUGACCCCGGCAUGAUCAAGGAGAUCAUGGAGGCCGUUACUAUCCCCGUCAUGGCCAAGGCCCGUAUCGGCCACUUCGUUGAGUGCCAGAUCCUCGAGGCCAUUGGUGUCGACUACAUCGACGAGUCCGAAGUCCUGACCCCCGCCGACGAUGUCUACCACGUUACCAAGACCCCCUUCAAGGUUCCCUUCGUCUGCGGCUGCCGCAACCUCGGCGAGGCCCUGCGCCGCAUCUCCGAGGGUGCUGCCAUGAUCCGCACCAAGGGUGAAGCCGGUACCGGCGACGUCGUCGAGGCCGUUAAGCACAUGCGCACCGUCAACGCCCAGAUUGCCCGCGCCCGCGCUAUCUACACCACCAGCGCUGACCCCGAGCCUGAGCUCCGCGCCUUUGCCCGUGAGCUCGAGGCUCCCUACGAGCUGCUCCGCCAGGCUGCCGAGCUCGGCCGUCUGCCCGUUGUCAACUUCGCGGCUGGCGGUGUUGCUACCCCCGCCGAUGCGGCGCUGAUGAUGCAGCUGGGCUGCGACGGCGUCUUCGUCGGCUCCGGUAUCUUCAAGUCUGGUGAUGCUAAGAAGCGCGCGAAGGCCAUUGUCCAGGCCGUUACCCACUUCAAGGAUGCCAAGGUUCUUGCUGAGAUUAGCGAGGGCCUGGGUGAGGCUAUGGUUGGUAUUAACGUGCAGAAGAUGCCCGAGGCUGACAAGAUGGCUGGCCGCGGCUGGUAAAUUAUUUUUUCUUCUUUCUUCCUUUGCGCGGUGUGAGUUUCUUUUUUUCUCCGACUUUUUUUUACCCUCGUGCGUGCCCCCCAUUGAUUAGGGUUUUGUUUUUUCUCUUGGCCUGCAGGGCCGGUCUAAAAAUUCUUGUAUAUGAGCCAUGAACCGUUAGCUACUGCAUGACAGACCAAAAAAUUUAGAGGAGUUUCUGCUUGAA
Messenger RNA from Penicillium subrubescens, 1323 nucleotides. Its product is annotated as pyridoxal 5'-phosphate synthase subunit PdxS. The record is from RefSeq and is a predicted model, not a curated record. Lineage: Eukaryota; Fungi; Ascomycota; Eurotiomycetes; Eurotiales; Aspergillaceae. The transcript is spliced from 3 exons. Gene Ontology annotation, biological process: pyridoxine biosynthetic process; pyridoxal 5'-phosphate biosynthetic process; amino acid metabolic process. Bases 204 to 1118 code for a protein of 304 amino acids. Gene Ontology annotation, molecular function: amine-lyase activity.